AUGAAAACCAAGGCAGUGACCAGGGAUCCCUCUGCUGCCUCCACCUCUUCCACCCAGGAUGGGUCAGUCCUCCUAGUACCUCCUCACCCAUCCGGUCGGGAUCCUUUUGCUGGAAGGGAGAGAGUCGAGGCGAUCGAUCUGACCCUGGACGGGCUUCUGUAUGCCAGAAGCAGCGAAGACGAGGAGGAGGAGGAGGAGGAAGAAGAAGAAGAAGAAGACCAGGAAGAGGAAGAAAACGCGUGUCUCAAGGAGCACGAACAGCUACCUGGCUCCUCCUUGGUCCAGGAAAGUUCCGGGUUGCCGUCGGGCAAAGACGCCCUGGACCGGGUCCUGGAUACCUUUCUGACCUCGGCCUCCAGUCACUCGGACAGCCCCUCGGCGGCCUGGUCGUCUUUCUUCGGCUCGGAGAUCCCCGAGUUGACCGCUGGGCUCCCCAACCGGCGCUCCCUCGACGGCAAAGAAGAGGGCGCGCCCGCAGACGCCGCUUCCCUGCCGCCUCCGCCUCUUUCUCCCACGGCCACCGCCUCUCCUUCCCUUUGGAAGGCGGCUAAAGAUGCGGAGGGAGCUCCUUUUAAGAGCCCGAGGGGCAGGGCCCCAGCCCCCGCAGCCUCGACGCUGCCCAAAGGAGCGCAGCAGCCUCCGGGCUCGGCCGAGGGAGAGCUGCUCCCCGGGGCUGGCCGCGCGGUAGCGGCCUCCUUCUCCUCUUCCUCCUCCUCCUCCUCUUCCCUCUCUUGCAAGCUCCCGCCGACUUCAGCCGCGGGACGCUCCCCCCUGGCCGCCCCCUCCAGCUGCUCCGACUUCCUCAACGUGCCCAUCCUGCCUCUCAACCCGGCCUACUUAGCCGCCCGGACGCGGCAGCUGCUGGACGUGGAGGAGUCCCAGGACUGGAGCCCCUUCUGCGGGCACCCAAACGCCGCUUCCUCGCCCGCCCCCUGCAACCUCCAGGACUUCGCUAACUUCGUCUACCCGCCCCGAGACGGGCACCCGCCGCCGGCCCUGCUGCCGCUGCCGCCGCCUCCGCCGCCGCUUUACCUCCUGGGCUCCGGCGGGGACUUUCAGCCCAGCUUCAAAAUCAAAGAGGAGAGCCUGGCGGCCGCCGUGGCCAAAAACAGCAGCGACGGCGGGGCGCACUUGGGCACCUUGCCGGCCGCCCCGGCGCCCUGCCCGGACUACGCUCCGCCGAUCGCCGCCGCUUCGCUGCCCAAGAGUAGCAUGAGCGGCCCGGAAGCCGCCGCCGCCGCUGCGCCCCCCUCGUCGACCCUGGAGUGCGUUCUCUACAAGGCGGAGGUGGCGGCGGCGGCUGUCGGCGCCCUCCCGGGCUCUUACGGACUAGCGCCUUACAAAGCCUCCGCCAGCUCCAUAGCGCAGAGGGAGGCUCUGUCUUUGCCCUCUACCUCGGGCGCCCCGCCUCAAGCCCUGUACCAGCCGCUCGCCUUUCACAGCCAGCAGCCGUUCUAUUCGCCUUACUUGGGCUACCUAAGGUCUGAUCCUGAAGCUGGUCAGAGCCCUCAGUAUGGGUUUGAACCUUUGCCCCAGAAGAUCUGCCUUAUCUGUGGUGAUGAAGCUUCUGGGUGCCACUAUGGUGUCCUCACUUGUGGAAGCUGCAAAGUCUUCUUCAAAAGAGCAAUGGAAGGUCAACAUAAUUAUCUAUGCGCAGGGAGGAAUGACUGCAUAGUGGAUAAGAUUCGUCGGAAAAACUGCCCUGCGUGUCGCUUGAGAAAGUGCUGUCAAGCUGGCAUGAUACUUGGAGGUCGAAAGUUUAAGAAGUUUAAUAAGGUCAAAAUGCUAAGAGCUUUAGAUGUUGUCGCACUCCAACAGCCAGCAGCCCUUCCAAAUGAAAGCCAAACGUUGGUACAGAGGCUUUCAUUUUCACCAAGUCAAGACAUUCAAUUUAUCCCUCCACUGAUCACUGUCUUACAAAGCAUUGAGCCAGAGGUUGUCUACGCAGGUUAUGAUAACACAAAACCAGAAACUCCAAGUGCUUUGUUGACCAGCCUCAAUUACCUAUGUGAGAGGCAGCUCCUCUGUGUAGUCAAGUGGUCCAAGUCAUUACCAGGAUUUCGGAGCUUGCAUAUUGAUGACCAGAUAACUCUUAUCCAGUAUUCAUGGAUGAGUCUAAUGGUCUUUGCGCUGGGAUGGAGAUCAUAUAAACAUGUCAGUGGUCAAAUGCUGUACUUUGCUCCUGAUCUAAUAUUAAAUGAACAGAGGAUGAAAGAAUCAUCGUUCUACUCCCUGUGCCUGUCCAUGUGGCAAAUUCCACAAGAGUUUGUCAAGCUACAAGUAAGCUGUGAAGAGUUCCUUUGCAUGAAAGCCUUGCUCCUCCUGAAUACAAUUCCUUUGGAAGGACUCAGAAGCCAAAAUCAGUUUGAUGAUAUGAGAUCCAGUUACAUCAGAGAGCUGGUCAAAGCAAUUGGGCUGCGACAGAAAGGGGUGGUAGCCAGUUCUCAACGUUUCUACCAGCUCACAAAGCUUAUGGACUCCAUGCACGAUCUUGUGAAGCAACUUCACUUAUACUGUCUCAACACAUUUCUUCAGUCCCGGACGCUGAGUGUCGAAUUCCCAGAGAUGAUGUCAGAAGUGAUAGCUGCCCAGCUUCCAAAGAUAUUGGCAGGAAUGGUGAAACCGCUUCUCUUUCACAAAAAGUGACUUGCUUCUCCAUCUGUCUGUCCACAAUC
Molecule: messenger RNA, 2675 nt
Organism: Protobothrops mucrosquamatus (brown spotted pit viper)
Lineage: Eukaryota; Metazoa; Chordata; Lepidosauria; Squamata; Viperidae
Product: progesterone receptor
Exons: 8
Coding region: 1-2646 (881 amino acids)
Biological process (GO): regulation of DNA-templated transcription; steroid hormone receptor signaling pathway
Cellular component (GO): nucleus
Molecular function (GO): steroid binding; DNA-binding transcription factor activity; sequence-specific DNA binding
Source: RefSeq, a predicted model, not a curated record